ACCAUAUCUUUGAGGAUGAUUCUAAGAUUAGGGAGAGAGUGCAGUUCAAGGCGUUUUCGGGUGUGUAGGAAGGUGAUGUCUCACGUAUGUUAGAGGAUGGAUCCUUCCAGUGCAUCAAUGCCAUAUAUUUCUGCGAGGAAGUCAUACAGACAGGGGGGGUGGCUCGCUGGAUCCUGCGAGGAGGAAGAAGAACCUGAGGAGGAAUAAGAGGAGGGUGCGGUGCAGUGUGUCUGUGUGUGCGCGCGCGUGCGAGAGAGAGAGAGAGAGAGAGAGAGAGAGAUCCUCCCGCAAAGGCUGGUCUGAAGGAUCGGAGGGGGGGGGGAGUGGAGCGACGAUUUGGGCGAUAACAACUGAGGAGAAAAGAUUCGAUCAAACAGCUCUUUGGAUCCCACCUCACCCGCCUACGUACGCUCCACCCCUCAGACAAUGCAAUCUUAGCCGGUUUUAGCGAGAUCUUGAGCUCCACACAUAGAUCUCCUGCCUUGUUUCUCUGCAUCAGGAUCCCCUUCCUUCUCCCCAUCUCGUUCGUCUUACAUCCUCAUCCUCCUGUGCUUCUUGUCCUUUUGUCGUUUCACGUACGUGUUCCGGAAGCCAGCAUGCCUUGGAGUGGCGGUGAUGGCGCUGGUGGCCUCAUAGUUUCUCAGCACAAGCACAGAUAAGAGAGGAGGAGGAGGAGGAGGAGCAGAGGGAAGACAAAGGAGAAGAAUGGUACUGGAUGAACAACGCAGGAGUAGCGCCGGCCGAGAUGGUUCCUGCGUCGCCGGAAUCAGAACAGUGAAGAAGCCGAAGCAAAAGAAGAUCCCGCAGCGCGGCCUCGGAGUCGCCCAGCUGGAGAAGCUCCGCCUCGAAGAGCAGCAGAAGAACGCCGCGUCUUCCUCAUCCGAUCCAUCGCAGCACCCGUACGUCCCUCUCCUAUCCAACGAAGGCGUGAUGAGACCCCGCGUCCUGCUCAAAGCCUCCGUCCCCGUCUCAGCUACAACCGCGGACCUCGUCGGUCCUGCACAGCCUCCGCCGGCGUCUGAAUCAUCGGCCAAGCACGCAGUUCUGCCACUCCUGUGGAACGCCGUCGAUCCGCACCCAACUGACGGCCACGCUGUCGCCACCAGGUUCGGGUUUCACGUCAGUUGCCGGAAGCAGCAGUCACCGGUCACAUUGGUGAACAUGGCGUCGUCGCCUGUGUCUUCUGGAGUUAAUCUUCGGAUAGAGCCCCCUUCAAACCAAAGUAAUCCCAAUAGCUCCGACUUGCCCUCGUGCUGGCGAGAGCAGGAGAGGAUCGUUGGCAUGAAGCGGCCAUGGCAAUUACAUCUCGACGGCGUCUCCACCCAGUCAUCCUACCCCUGUAAACUGCCUUCGUUCUCCAACUCAUGUCCUAAGCCAGAGGAAGUCCAAAGAGCUGGCUUUAGAGGAGGCACUUCUACUGAUGGCAGUUUUCUCAGCAUGGGUUCUCUUUCCACACCAGUCGCCAAGUCCUUCGACAACCCACCGUUCUAUCAGCAUGAUCAUUCUGAUUUAGGUUUACCUCUUAGCCAGAUAAGCUCGGGUAAUGGCUGCUCUUCUCACGGGCAACCAUUCUACAGUUUCCUACCCAUGGGUCCAAGUUGCACUGAGGCAACACCGAGCGAGAGGAGAGGAGAAGCAGCGGACGGCAUUGAUCUCAACUUGAAGCUUUAGGAACCGUUCUAGGCUUUAGCUGUCAUCUCUGCUUCUCCGACGCAAGCGAUCAUGCUCCUGUUCUAAUGAACUGCACAAAGACUGGAUGGGUUAAGGUUGUCUUGAUCGGGGAACUUGAUUUGUACUGUGAUAUGGUGAAAGAAAGAACAUGAUCAUCUCAAACUGCAGAUAGUUUAAUAUUCCUUCCACUUGGCUUCUGAAUGAUGUGCAAUAAUACAGGGUGAAAUGGUCUGGCUCAUGGCAUAUAUACGUUCAACACAUUCUCCUGAUAUGAUUUUGACAGCCACAAAACAAUCACAGGGUGGUAAAAUAUUGGUGAUGUGUGAUGUGGAAUGAGAGGUUUCAUGGUGAUGAA
Molecule: messenger RNA, 2026 nt
Organism: Musa acuminata AAA Group (dessert banana)
Lineage: Eukaryota; Viridiplantae; Streptophyta; Magnoliopsida; Zingiberales; Musaceae
Exons: 5
Coding region: 706-1671 (321 amino acids)
Molecular function (GO): DNA-binding transcription factor activity
Source: RefSeq, a predicted model, not a curated record